Molecule: messenger RNA, 954 nt
Organism: Penicillium daleae
Lineage: Eukaryota; Fungi; Ascomycota; Eurotiomycetes; Eurotiales; Aspergillaceae
Product: SDR family oxidoreductase
Exons: 1
Coding region: 1-954 (317 amino acids)
Source: RefSeq, a predicted model, not a curated record
AUGCAAAUUCUCAUCACUGGCGCUGCCGGCUUCAUCGGCCAGCUCCUCGCUACAGAGCUACUGAAUGAUCCCUCCUACCAUGUCAUUCUGACCGAUAUCGUUCAACCUCCCAUCCCCAAGGGCGUUCGCCAUCCCGAGAAUGCCACGGCAGUCAAGGCCGAUCUCCUCAAUGCUGCCAAAGAUGUGGUCAAUUCCUCACUGGACGCAGUGUAUGCCUUCCACGGGAUAAUGUCCUCUGGCUCCGAGGCCAAUUUCGAGCUCGGCAUGAGUGUGAACAUUGAUGCGACCCGCAACUUACUCGAAGUCCUUCGCCAUACCUGCCCUGGAGUACGAGUCAUCUAUUCAUCCAGUCAGGCUGUCUACGGCCAACCACUGCCCGAGAUCGUGACCGACAGCGUUAUCCCAACACCCGAGUCCUCUUAUGGUGCCGAAAAAGUCGUGUGCGAGACCCUAAUCAAUGAGUACACCCGUCGCAAGUUUAUCAAUGGCUUCACUCUGCGAUUUCCCACAAUUUCUGUCCGCCCCGGUGCUCCAACUGCUGCCGCUUCGUCUUUCCUCUCCGGCAUGAUUCGCGAGCCAUUAGAUGGCAAAAAAUGUAUCAUUCCCAUUGAAGACCGGUCCUUCAAGUCCUGGCUCUGCUCGCCCAAGACACUCGUCCAGAAUCUCCUUCUCACACUGCGUCUGCCCGCGGACUCGGUGCCUCCUCAUAUCCGUCAGAUCAACGUCCCGGGGAUCUGUGUGACUGUGCAAGGAAUGAUGGAUGCGCUGGAGAAGGUGGGCGGCAAGGACAAGUUGGAUCUCCUCACGGAGAAAGAGGACCCUGCGCUGGUUCCAAUUUUGAAGUCUUGGCCCACGCAGUUUGAUAAUUUUCAGGCGAUCUCUCUGGGAUUUAAGCGUGAUGAAUCCUUUGAGCAAACUGUGCGAGACUACAAAGCCGCAUUGGAACGGUCAUAA